GAUGCUUCCAUCGAGUUGCGACCCCCCUUGCAACAUGUUCAACUAACAAUCAGCUGUAUUUAUUUAAAGAUAGAAAAUUGAGUAAUUUUUUUUAGUUGCAGAUUUGGUUUUUAGAGCUGGGAAUCCAUCGAUUGUGUGUUAAUAUCAGUAAACAAAGUGCAAAAAAACAAAAUUAUGUACUGAAAGAAAUGUCCAAUACCCCAUUUUGGCUUUUAGUGCAAUAAUCACCGAAAACGGUGCUGAAAACAAAACAAUUGGCAGUUUCACUCAAGAGGGACGUUCUUUUAGUGUUUAUUGGCGAUCAACACUCAGGACGCCAUGGAGGAAUAUUGCACUAAUCCUGGGCAAUCCAGUAGUGGAAGCAAUACAGCGAUUUCAGCAAAAGCAGCAUUAAGCGAAUGCUCAGCGGCUUGGAUCAAUUAUUUGAGUAUUCUAAACAAUUUGUGUACUGCCGGCUGUAAAUUAGCACAUUCGAUCGCUGUUCUAGAGCAAUGGUCCUUGAACGAAAAGCCGCUUUUCAACAAUCACCCAACAUCGUAUUUGACAAAUUCUUGGAAUGAUUUGGCAAGGGCAACCACAAUGGCAACGAGCACCGUCAAGACUCACAUGUUGGCGGUAUUGCAAGAUUUUGUUACUUUAUCAUCUGUGGACCAAGCUCCCAAUAUUAACAAUGAGAUGGAGCAAAAAAGAAUUAGGGAACACAACGAACUAAUUGUACUCGAGAAUGCCCAAUCGGUUAUAAACAUUCAACAUCAGUUUUGCGCCGCCAGCUAUGAUGCAUUUUCAUCGCUAACAUGCUGCUGUGUUUGCCAAUCACCGGUAGGAUUUCCACAUGAACAGGACUGCAGCGUACUGAAACAAAAAUCUCAGAACGAUCAACGCUCCCAAACUCCAUCACCUAACUUUUGUGGCACUAGUAUGAAAAUGGACUCGUCCAAGGGGAAUUCUUUAAGUGAUCAGCGCUCCAUAUCAAUUGGAAUUUCAGAGUCUGUUGUGCUCGAUCAGCAGCGCGGCUCUUCUCCACAACAAACAUUUCGGGACACAAUCCCAAUGCAAGCCAUAUUCGAACACACAAGAGGUCCUUUGCCAAAUCCGGGUCACUUGCUCUCAAUGAAAAUGCCUUUCUAUCGAAAUGUGAAAUCGCCAUUGAAUUUUCCUUUAUUUCCGUUAAACGGACAGCGACGUUGGUCCGAGGCUGCAGCUGGAGAAGUGAUUGAUGGCAUUCCCACCGAUCCGGAAAGCCAAAUGAGAAGAUGGUCAAUGCCAUGGGAAGCAUCUAAAUCGGAUCAAAAUACGGUGACAUGGAACCAGACACGAAUUAUGCCAAUGAAUACCACAAAGAUAUCAAUUUACAAAAUGAACAGCUCUGAUCGUUAUACAUCUCAUACAUCAGAAGGAAAUUGGCCCACUUCAACAACUAGUCAAGAUGGCUUAAGUGAAGCAAUUCAACUACUAUCAUUCAGACCAACAAAAAUUGUUCAGCCCAAUGCCCAGCCUGCCGUUUCAUCGCCAACAUCGGAUGCCGUUACAUUAGACUAGACUAAGUCUUGAAAUCCAUUUAAAAACAAUUAAGAAUAUUUUAGAAUGUUUAGAAAUUUAUAUGUAUGUGUAUGUCUAUAUGUGUUUAUAUGUAAGAACUAAAUUGUGGUAAAUAAAACCAAAAGACAGACGGCCCUUAAACUUUGGCCAUGCCUUUUACUGUGAAAAUGCA
Molecule: messenger RNA, 1711 nt
Organism: Drosophila willistoni
Lineage: Eukaryota; Metazoa; Arthropoda; Insecta; Diptera; Drosophilidae
Exons: 6
Coding region: 319-1539 (406 amino acids)
Source: RefSeq, a predicted model, not a curated record